Molecule: messenger RNA, 2975 nt
Organism: Thunnus maccoyii (southern bluefin tuna)
Lineage: Eukaryota; Metazoa; Chordata; Actinopteri; Scombriformes; Scombridae
Gene: cap1
Product: CAP, adenylate cyclase-associated protein 1 (yeast)
Exons: 13
Coding region: 149-1567 (472 amino acids)
Biological process (GO): cell morphogenesis; regulation of adenylate cyclase activity; cytoskeleton organization
Cellular component (GO): cytoplasm
Molecular function (GO): adenylate cyclase binding; actin binding
Source: RefSeq, a predicted model, not a curated record
GCUGGGUAAAUUCACUGACACACAGGAAGAAAAAAAAAGACGAAGCCCAGUCUGGUCUGCAAGCCUUCUGCAUACAGCUCACUCCCCACGGCGAAACCGAGGCUGAUACAAAAGGACCAAAUCACUGCUCGACCCGUUUAUAGCAGGUAUGGCAGAGUUGGCGAGUCUGGUGCAGCGGCUGGAAGUGGCGGUGGGCCGUCUGGAGUCCAUGUCAGGCCAGGGAGGCGGCGCUGGAGGGUCUGCUGGAGGAGCUGUGUCUGCAUACGUCGAGGCCUUUGAUGGGAUCGUUAAUGGUUCUGUGGCCCAGUACAUCUCCCUCAGCCAGAAGAUCGGAGGCGAUGUCCUGAAACAUGCGGAAAUGAUGAAGCAGGCGUUCUCCAGUCAGAGACAGCUCCUUGUAACAGCCUCCUCCUCCCAGAAGCCCUCUGAUGCCGUUUUGACGACUCUCAUGCAGCCGGUGUCCAAAGCCAUCCAGCAGGUGCAGGCGUUCCGCGAGCAGAACCGCACCUCGAAGCAAUUCAACCACCUCUCCGCCGUCAGCGAGAGCGUGCCUGCGCUCGGAUGGGUCGCCAUGGCUCCUAAACCAGGCCCCUACGUUAAAGAGAUGCAGGACGCCGCUAUGUUCUACACCAACCGUGUGCUCAAGGAGUACAAGGAAAAGGACAAGACACAUGUGGACUGGGUGAAGGCCUACGUCUCCAUCUGGACUGAGUUGCAGGACUACAUCAAGCAGCACCACACCACCGGACUGACCUGGAGCAAGAGUGGCCCCAUGGCUUCAGCCUCCGCAGCUCCUCCCAGUGGUCCUGCUGGCGGAUGCCCUCCCCCACCUCCACCUGGACCUCCUCCUCCCUCCUUGGACAUCAGCGGAUCCUCCAGCGGAGGCGGCGGCGGCGGCGACGAGCGCAACGCUUUGUUCGCCUCCAUCAACAAGGGAGCCGACAUCACCAAGGGCCUGAAGCACGUGAACGAUGACCAAAAGACCCACAAGAACCCCGGCCUCAGGAGUCAGGGUGCCCCAGUGCGCGCCGGACCCAAACCCUUCUCCUCCUCCCCUCGACCCGCUGCGUCUGCCGCCCCGACCCGUACGCUGCCCCCUGUUUUGGAACUGGAGGGAAAGAAGUGGAAAGUGGAGAACCAAGAGGGAGUGGAGGGCCUGGUGAUCAGCGACACCGAGCUGAAGCAAGUCGUUUACGCUUACAAGUGUAACAAGAGCACGCUGCAGGUCAAGGGCAAAAUCAACUCCAUCACUAUAGACAACUGUAAGAAAAUGGGCCUGGUGUUCGACGACGUCGUGGGCAUCGUAGAAGUGAUCAACUGCAAAGAUGUCAAGGUCCAGGUCAUGGGUAAGGUCCCUACUAUCUCCAUCAACAAGACCGACGGUUGCCAUGUCUACCUGAGCAAAGACUCUCUGAAAUGUGAGAUCGUCAGCGCCAAGAGCUCCGAGAUGAACAUCUUGGUGCCCAACAAAGACGGAGAAUUUACGGAGCUCCCUGUUCCCGAGCAGUUCAAAACCAUCUGGGACGGCCAGAAGCUCGUUACCACAGCAACAGAGAUCGCCGGGUAGAGGGGGCAGCGUGUGAAACGGCUCGCCCCUCCUCGACAACAUCCCCCAACCCCCCCUCCCACCCACCCCUCUCUUUUUUGCAAAUGCCUACCUGACUGGUCAACCACCCCCCACCAGCUAACUCUCACACUGUAGACUGAGAAUCGGACGUCAUGCGUUUAUCUACCCUCCCUUCAUCCACGUCAGCCAAUCACGGCUUAAGCUGUUCCUUCCAUAAGCCAAUAAGAGGACUGCUCGCUUUUAGCUGGAGCAAAUCCUCCAGCCAAUCAGCAGGGAGCAGCUUGUCAUUCAAAAUUGUUUUUGUUUUUUUUUUUCCCCCCCCCUGUGGCUAGUGAGCACUUUUCAGAAACAGUUUUGCCAACAGUAUCUGUAUCAUAUCUUUUUAUCUUAUCUGGAUAAUGCUACGCUAAAUUUAAACAUGUAGAAAAAGCCAACAUGUGAACAGGGGAUUAUCAUCAGUUAUAUGGAUGUUGUCUCCUCCUGCAACAAAAAGCACUGCAGCUGAUCAGGCUCUUCUAUCAGGACGCUUCAGGUAUUUGGUUUUUUUUUCACCUCCUCCUCCUCCUCCUCCUCACUGGUCAGGAGGGAGCUGGUGUUUUUUAAGUUGCGGGCCUGAUACGUUUCUGCUCCAUUAAACGCACUUGUAAAAAAAAAGAAAAAAAAGAAAGAAGCCCCUUUUACAGAGGAUAACGACAUCCAUAUCACCUCCACUGAUGUUGACUAUAACAAUAUUAACAUUCGUUGUGGAUAAUAAUAUAUAAAAAGCAUCUUAAGAGCACAUAGAUAGAAGUAAGUGUUUGUGUAACACCGCUGUCUAUUUCACAUCAUGAAACUCUUCAUCUAGAUGAUGUUGGAACAAAAGACACUUUAAAAAAAAGAAAAAUAAUAAUAAGGGGGGGAGGGACAAAAUCAUUCCACGUGCUUUCCCUUAAACCUACACAUAGGACAUUCCCGAGUAUUAAAAAUACAUUCCACGUAAGGAGGCAUGUAAGAUAAAGUUGCGGUAAAGAGCAAAGAGAUUUCAAUCGAUGGCGACUCGCUACUGCUGUCGAGAAAGGGAAAAAAAGAGACCAGAGGAUGUUAUCGAGUGAUUGUUGCUGAACGCUUCACCUCAGUCUCUAGAUUGGAAGUAUAAGCUGUAAUCACCUGUAAUAGAUCCGGAUCAUUACUGAAUAGUCUUAAAUAUUAGCCCCCACCAUCAUCAUCAUCAUCAACGUCUCUCCGCUCGUUUCUCUUUCGGUUAAUCUGCAGCUCUCGUAGCUGUUGAAGCUCUUUGCUGAAUUUUCUUUUAUAUUGUCUCUUUUCUUUUACCUCUUCUCUAUUUUUUUUUUUUUUUUUUUUGGGUCCAAAAUCAGAAUUCUGCUCAUUAGUACUGGAGACAUCAUUAAAAAUGUUGCAAUAAAAUGUA